Molecule: messenger RNA, 3220 nt
Organism: Microplitis mediator
Lineage: Eukaryota; Metazoa; Arthropoda; Insecta; Hymenoptera; Braconidae
Product: tyrosine-protein phosphatase non-receptor type 7-like
Exons: 5
Coding region: 429-2153 (574 amino acids)
Biological process (GO): protein dephosphorylation
Molecular function (GO): protein tyrosine phosphatase activity
Source: RefSeq, a predicted model, not a curated record
UUUUUUUGUAAUUAAAGAAAUUAAAUUUUAAUUACUUGUCAAAAUUUAACAUGAGAUCUUGUUUUUUUGGAUAAUAUUUUAAUUAGUUAUUUUUGAUGUUAAUUAGUUAUGUGAUUAAUUAUAUAUAUAAAUAGACAUAUAUUUUGAGCAUAUAUGAAGAUAAAUUUUUUUUCUACCCUUGAAACGUACGUUUAUUUAUACAAUAAUGGGUGUAACGGAAAACGUGGGCGUGAGUCGUCAAUCCACACACGGUUAAUAAUGACGACAUAUUUGAGUGAUUAUUUUUAACUCGAGUGAAUUUUUUUUUAUUUUGAUGCGUGUGUAGAAUAAUAUUAUAACAAGAGUAAUAUUAAUAAAUAUCAAUGGCUUAAUUUAAAUCCAUUCGUGGAAUUAUAAGAAAUAAUAUUUGCAGAGUAAACAAAAUCCUAAUGCAGUGUAGAAAAAAAAUUCUAUAUUGUAAUUGUAAUUUACAAUUACUUGAAAAUAGUACAAGUAUGAAGCAGUGUGAUUCUUAUCAUGGAAGCACUAGUACACCUUUGUCACAGUGGUAUCUGAGUGAUGUUAGUUACGGGAAUUCAAAUGACGACAGUGAAGCUAUUUCAUUGGAAGGGAUUUACUUAAUUACUCAGCAAAAGUGGCAAGCUAAAACUGCGCUGCCAAUCUCCUUGAUGUCUGCUCGGUCUCAUCAUAGGAUUCGGCAGUCCUCAACGGGACUGGAUGAUGCUGGGAUGGACCUUCAAGGAACUCAGCUUGGUAUCAGUGCUGGUCAGGAGACGACUGCUGUAUCAUGGACAAACUGGAAAUUACCAUUCCCAGUUAUAGUUUGUGCAUUUGCUGGCGCUAUUCUCUUUACUUUCCUGUUCCUCUUAUGGCUCCGCAAGCAAAUGUCGAGUGAAAAGAAGUCUAGUGAUGGAGAUAGACGUGAGUUGGUGGAAAAGGGGGCUGUUGACACGUCCCCGUCCUCGUCGUCGCUGGAUAAACCUGGAAAGAGUACGCAAGAAUGGUCAAUGGAAGCCAAAUGGGUUCACCAGCCAGCCACUAAGCCAGCAUCAGUUUCUGUUCAAACUGUCAGCCCUACUGCCAAAGCCAGUUUACCCAGUGGUUUAGUUAGAAAUUUGCCAGAAGUACUGACUGUCGCGACGCCUGAAAAACGUCCCGAACCCAUUCGUAUAAAAGCCAAAGGUUCUCUGCUUGAACGACGAGGCUCAAGUGCGAGUUUGACGAUUGAGUUGGCUCCAGCGCCUGGUAGUCCGCCCCACGUCGUUACUCCAACACGUGAAUGCACUUCCGAAGAAUUUCUUUUGAGCGCUGGAAAUAUACUGUCACGCACACAGCUGAGAAAAGUUAUACGAGAUCCAUCUGCGCUGCAUAAAGAAUUUUGGGAGGUGCCGCUAAAUCUACCAGAGAAAGUUGAUAUUUUUGGAGCUGGUGUAAAGAAUAGAUAUUCUGGAGUACUGCCAAACCCUCACUCUAGGGUUGUCCUCAGAGGAUUUGAUAAUCCAGUCGCUAGUUACAUCAAUGCUAAUUACAUUAGGGGAUAUGACGGUGAGAAUAAACGCUAUAUAGCAACUCAAGGACCACUUGCCAGCACAGUUGCAGACUUUUGGCGAAUGGUGUGGACGGAAAAAGUAUCAGGAGUUGUAAUGAUGACGCGGUUGUUUGAAGCAGCUAAGGCCAAAUGUGACGUUUACUUCCCAUUGGAAAACAACAGCCGAAUUCAGGCUGGUCCGUUUACAAUUACCGUCACGUCUAUUACUAACAGAGACGGUUACAUGGUACGUGACAUAGAGCUGAGACAUGAGGGUGAGAGAAGGAAUGUCACGCACUACUGGUAUGACUCAUGGCCUGAUCACGCAGUACCUCAAGCCGCAGACUCACUAGUCAGUUUGGCGGCUGUAAUAAAUACCUUGCCCGGGCCUGUGGUCGUACACUGCAGUGCAGGAAUCGGUAGAACUGGAUGUUUUAUUGCUCUUGCUACUGGUAUGAUUCAACUUGCCCGAGAUGGUAGGGUUGAUGUCUUAGGAAUUCUCUGUCAAAUGAGGUAUGAUAGAGGAGGCAUGAUCCAGACAGCUGAGCAAUAUGAGUUUGUACACAAAGCUCUCUGUCUGUUUGAGCAGACGCUGGAUGGCAAUGAGCCAACAACCGGCGACUGAACCGUCUAGCCAAGUAGACGAUUACAAAUAAAAUAAUAAAGUUGAAGUGGCGAGUGACCUGAUUAUCAUUUAAUUGCUCGCGGAUUAUUAAGGUAAAUAUUUACGUGGGUUUAAUUAAUAUUGAUAAUAAUAACAAUAAUAAUAUUAAUAUUAAUAUUAAAUAAUAGUAAUAAUAUUAAGUAUUUACUCGCUAAAUUAAAUACUGUCACAUGUUCUCUUCUUCUUCUUGAUUUAAAAAACAAAAUGUACAAUUUAAUUUUUUUAAAAAAUUAAUGUCUAUCGUCGUUUUAAAAUAAUUAAUAACUCUGUUAUUAUUAUCUGACGAUUAUGAAUCUCGUAAUUUAUUAAGCUGCCAUUACUAUACUGCCACAAACAAAAUAUACACAACUUUAUUGUGAGAUAUAAAUUUUACUAUUGACGAUCAUUUAAAAAUGAUAAAUUGUAUACAAAUUAAAGAAAAUUAAUUAUUUUAAUUGUUAAAAUUAACAUCUUUAGCAUUAAAUAAUUAUUGGAAAUUCCGACAUGAAGACAGCUGUUUUCUUCACAAUUAUUUAUAUUUAUUUUGAAUUUAUUUAUUAACAAAGACUGAAUGCGACUAGUACAAUGUGUUUCAUCAAUAAAUCGUUAAAGAAAAGUUAAAUGGAUACGUUACUUUGUGCAAGAUAAUGGAAAUUUAAAAAAACGAUUUAUUCAAACAUCAGAUCUGAGAGCUAUAUAAAGACAUUAGUAAUUAAUAGUCGUACUAUUAAUUAUUAUAUAUUUUAAGUUUAUAAAAAUAAGUAAUAACAUUGAAUAAAUAAAAAUAUAUUUUAAAUAUUAAUUUUAAAUUAAUGAACUUGUAAUUUUUAAUUACUAAUGUCUUUACAGUGAAAAAAUGAUAAAUAUUGAACAGAGUGAGCUUUCAACUCGCUUAGAAUAUAUAAAUGUAUAAAAGAGAAAAUCUCAGAGCUAUAUAUUAUUAAAAAACUAUAAAUAUUUUAAAAAUACACAACAUAGCUGAUAAAAAUUAUAAAUUUUAUUCAAGCUGCUUAUAAAUUUCUAUUAAUUUUCUGAAAGAAAAAAAAACA